Molecule: messenger RNA, 4413 nt
Organism: Hipposideros armiger (great roundleaf bat)
Lineage: Eukaryota; Metazoa; Chordata; Mammalia; Chiroptera; Hipposideridae
Gene: PMS1
Product: PMS1 homolog 1, mismatch repair system component
Exons: 14
Coding region: 173-3007 (944 amino acids)
Biological process (GO): mismatch repair
Cellular component (GO): MutLalpha complex
Molecular function (GO): mismatched DNA binding; ATP binding; ATP hydrolysis activity
Source: RefSeq, a predicted model, not a curated record
CGUGCGCGCUGGGAGCAAAUCGGGCAUCCGAAAGGCCAGUCCUGGGCUGCGGGCGGGAUCCUGGCUGGUCGGCUAGUGGAUGGUAAUUGCCCACCUCGCGCGAGCAAGAAGGUAGUGUCGUGUGGCUAACGGGCAUUCGUUCUUAUAUUCUGCUACUCUGUUAAAAACUAGAAUGAAACAGUUGCCUGCAGCAACAGUUCGCCUCCUUUCAAGUUCCCAGAUAAUCACUUCAGUGGUCAGUGUUGUAAAAGAGCUCAUUGAAAACUCCUUGGAUGCCGGUGCCACAAGCAUAGAUGUUAAACUGGAGAAUUAUGGAUUUGAUAAAAUUGAGGUGCGAGACAAUGGUGAAGGUAUCAAGGCCAAUGAUGCACCUGUAAUGGCAGUGAAGUACUACACCUCAAAAAUAAAUAGUCAUGAAGAUCUUGAAAAUUUAACAACUUAUGGUUUUCGUGGAGAAGCCUUGGGGUCAAUUUGUUGUGUAGCAGAGGUUUUAAUUACAACAAGGACAGCUGCUGAUAACUUUAGCACCCAAUAUGUUUUAGAUGGCAGUGGCCACAUAAUUUCUCAAAAACCUUCACAUCUUGGACAAGGUACAACUGUGACUGUUUUAAGAUUGUUUAAGAAUCUACCUGUAAGAAAGCAAUUUUAUUCAACUGCUAAAAAAUGUAAAGAUGAAAUAAAAAAGGUUCAUGAUCUCCUCAUAAGCUAUGGUGUACUUAAACCUGACUUAAGGAUCCUUUUUAUACAUAACAAGGCAGUUAUUUGGCAGAAAACUAGAGUAUCAGAUCAUAAGAUGGCUCUCAUGUCUGUUCUUGGGACCGCUGUUAUGAGCAAUAUGGAAUUCUUUCAGUACCACUCUGAAGAAUCUCAGAUUCAUCUAACUGGAUUUCUUCCAAAGCAUGAUGCAGAUCACUCUUUCACAAGUCUUUCAACCCCAGAAAAGAGUUUCAUCUUUAUAAACAGUAGACCAAUACACCAAAAAGACAUAUUAAAGUUAAUCCGACGUUAUUACAGUCUGAAGUGCCUAAAGGAAUCUACUCGUUUGUAUCCCACUUUCUUUCUGAAAAUUGAUGUUGCUACAGCUGAUGUGGAUGUAAAUUUAACACCAGAUAAAAGUCAAGUAUUAUUACAGAAUAAGGACUCUGUUUUAAUUGCUCUUGAAAACCUGAUGACAUCUUGUUAUGGAUCACUACCUAGUACAAAUUCUUAUGAAAAUAAUAAAACAGAUGUUUCCUCAGCUGACAUGGUUGUUAGUAAAACAGCAGAAACAGAUGUGCUUUUUAAUAAGAUGGAAUCAUCUGGAAAUAAUCAUCCAAAUGUUGAUACUUCAAGCAUUCCUUUUCAAAAUGAUGUGCAUAAUGAUGAAUCUGGAAAAAACACUAAUUAUUGUUUAAAUCAUCAUAUAUGUGUUGGUGACCAUUACGAUGAUCAUUUUAGUAUUGAAAAUUCUCACAUUGAUAAGAACAAUAGAAAUACAUUUCAGGAGAUCACAGGGAGUAAUUUAUCAUGUGAGGACACCCAGAAGGAAUACAAUGAAACUUGUUUUGUAGGUUCUAUUAUGCACACCCAAUCAGAAAAUGGCAAUAAAGAGCAUGUAGAUGAGUGUGGGAAAAAUAAGGAACAAGCGGUUCCUGAUAAGUCUUUGGAAAUUUGUGCAGAUGACUGGAGCAAGGGAAAUGCACUUAAAAAUUCAGUAGGAGAAAACAUUGAACCUGUGAAAAUUUUAGUGCCUCAAGGAAGUUCAGCAUGUAAAGCAAGUAAUAAUAAUAAUCUAAGCCCUGAACAAAAGAAUCUCAGUGAGGGUUCCUGUAACAAAAAAUCAAAUGUGGUAGACAACAAAUCUGGACAGCUUACAGCUUAUGAUUUAAUUAGCAAUCACGUAAUCAAGAAACCCAUGUCAGCAAGUGACCUUUUUGUCCAAGAUCAUCGUGUUCAGUUUCUCACAGAAAAUCCUAAGACCAGUUUGGAGGAUGCAAUAAUACAAAUUGAAGAACUGUGGAAGACAUUGAGUGAAGAGGAAAAACUCAAAUAUGAAGAGAGGGCUGCUAAAGACUUCGAACGAUACAAUAGGCAAAUCAAGAGAGCCACUGAACAGGAGUCACAAAUCUCAUUAAAAGAUGGCAGAAAAAAGAUAAAACCCACCAGUUCAUGGAAUUUGGCACAGAAGCACAAGUUGAAAACUUCAUUAUCUAAUCAGCCAAAACUUGAUGAGCUCUUUCAGUCCCAGAUUGAAAAAAAAAAGAACCAAAACAUUAAAACAGUUCAGAUUCCCUUUUCUAUGGAAAACUUAAAAGAAAAUUUUGAGAAACAUAAGAAAGUUGAACUAGAAGAGAAGGAUGAACUUUGCUUGAUCCAUAAUCUCAAGUUUCCUGAUGCAUGGCUAAUUACAUCCAAAACAGAAAUAAUGUUAUUAAAUCCAUAUAGAGUGGAAGAAGCCUUGCUAUUUAAAAGACUUCUUGAGAAUCAUAAACUUCCUGUACAGCCACUGGAAAAGCCAAUUACAUUAACAGAGAGUCUUUUUGAUGGAUCUCAUUAUUUAGAGAUUUUAUAUAAAAUGACAGCAGAUGACCAGAGAUGCUUUGAUGGAUCAACUUACCUAUCUGACCCUCGUCUUACAGCGAAUGGUUUCAAGAUAAAAAUGACGCCAGGAGCUUCUGCUGCGGAAAAUCACUUGGAAAUAGAAGGAAUGGCUAAUUGUCUCCCAUUCUACGGAAUGAUGGAUUUAAAAGAAAUUCUUAAUGCUAUAUUAAACAAAAAUGCAAAAGAAGUUUAUGAAUGUAGACCUCGCAAAGUGAUAAGUUAUUUAGAGGGAGAAGCAGUGCGUCUAUCUAGACAGUUACCCAUGUACUUACCAAAGGAGGACAUCCAAGACAUUAUCUACACAAUGAAGCACCAAUUUGGAAAUGAAAUUAAAGGUUCUGGAUUCUGCCAAAUCAGGUUAGUAAUGACAGCAAGUAUUUACCACCUAUUUGCUGGAUACACUAUGGACUUCUAUGAUCUCAUUUGAUCUUCACAACAAAUUUAGGAUUGUAGGUUCUAUUGAGAUUCUUAUCACAGAACUUGCGUUGUUUACCACUAUUAUACUGCCUACAAUGAAAAGUAGGCCUUAAAGAAUCAUUAGGGUCAAACUAAGUAUUUGGGAGGAAAAAACGUAUAAAACACUCCCAAAUGCCACUAAGGAAUGCUAGAUUAACUAGGGGCUGCAAAGUUUUUUCCUAAUGAGAGCCUGGGGUAGUAGUGGUGGGCAGAAGCCCAGCCAGUUCAAUUAAGGCCCCGCCUCCCGGUUCCCAAGGUGGAGGCGGAAGCCCCGCCCCACAAGCUAUAACCCCCACAAGCCCUUGGGUAGCAGCAGCAGGGUGGGAUGAAAUAGCUGGAGCAGGUGGCCACGACAGUGAAACCCUGGCUCCCAGGAUGAAGGGAACGGCCGAUGCAGUCUGGGAAGGGGGGAUUAAGAGCAAGGAGUGGCGAUCCAGAGGGAAAGGACAACCUCACCUCAAGUUGCCCAUUUUCCUUGCUAGAUUGGGACUUGAUAGGGGAGAGUGAAGACUCAAGGUGUGAAUACCCCAAAGUGCUCCGGAGACCUAAUGGUCUUGCUUGGGAUCCCAGCCUAGGCUAAAGCACAGGAAUGACACCAAAGCCUGUAGGCCCCGUUUGGCUGGACUUUGCCUUGAGGGUAGCCACACAUGGUCCAACAAUGCCUAUGAGGUUACAGAUAUUGAACAUACUAAAAAAUGUUAGGCUGGAAUUCAGAGGGACAGAUUUUUGUUAUUUUCAUUGGCUCUUUGAGUCUGACAUUAUCCAGGUUUUGUGGUUGAGAUUUCAGGAAUUGCAAUCCAUCCCACUGCAGCCUACUUUUCUUAACUAAAAAUGUAAACAUGACCUAUUUAUGGGGCACCCAAACGUUGACCUACUAACAUAAAAGCCAAAGUCGUCAAGCACAUUAAAAUGCCACUAUAAAGUACUUAAAUGAACUAUACUUGUUUUUGGAAUAAUCUAGGUUCAUUCAGGCAAACUAAUGUUCAUAGUUGCUAAAAAGAGUCUUUAAAGUGAUCUGAGCUAAACAAUUUUACAGAAGAGAAAAUACAACCCAGAAUGAUUAAAUGAUUUGCCCACAGCUGAGUGCCCACAGCUGCUCUAGUACUCUACAGUUCCACUUCAAAUGUUGAUACUACCAUAAACUAAAAGUUAAGUAGUGAGAGAAAAAUCAUAAACUUUACUGCAAAGCCAAAUUUAAAAUAUGACAAAAUUGUCAACUACUUCUUCAUAAGCAUAAAUAAUCAAGAGUUAACGGUUACCUUAUUCUAGAUCUUUGGCUUGAUCUAAACUAAAAAUUUUUCAUCUUCAGGGCCGGCCGAGUGGCGCAUUGGUUAAUGGUUGGCUUGGGACGCCAGCUCUGAGCAGCAGGGCCCUGGU